Messenger RNA from Dendroctonus ponderosae (mountain pine beetle), 4942 nucleotides. RefSeq names its product GON-4-like protein. Gene Ontology annotation, biological process: regulation of DNA-templated transcription. Bases 99 to 4613 code for a protein of 1504 amino acids. Gene Ontology annotation, cellular component: nucleus. The record is from RefSeq and is a predicted model, not a curated record. The transcript is spliced from 15 exons. NCBI's taxonomy places the organism in Eukaryota, Metazoa, Arthropoda, Insecta, Coleoptera, Curculionidae. Gene Ontology annotation, molecular function: transcription coregulator activity.
CUUGAGAACAGAACCAAAGAAAUUUUGUAAUUUUUUCAAAACAGACUUCAAAACAUCGCCUGCGAUGUUCCGCGCUCUUAUUCUGUGCAAACUCCACAAUGAAGCUUUUAGAGAAAACGGGAAUCAUUGACAACCCUCCAGAUAAUUUGGAGCAAACCGAAAAUGCUGAAAAAGUCGACUUUACCAAGGUGCUGCAACCUGGCACCCCUUCGCAGGGCGAACAAAAUGUGUUUGAAAGGAUUGAGGGUGAAAUUGAGAGACAGCUAACGGAUAAGGCUGAAAAGUGCAACCUCACAGUGUUGAAUGUAAAAAACAUAAUUCGCCAAGUGCUGACCAAUGACCAUGUUAAGGCUCUGUUGGAUAAGGGCACUGCGGAACAAGCCAAACAGGAACUGUCUGCUUUUGGACCGAAGUUGACCCGGGCGAAGACCAAAGAAUUGCUGGCGGCAAGAGACAUACCAAUUCCCCAAGUGAAAAUUCCUUGGAUACCCGUACCACCUCCUUCUGAGGCUCUGGUUUUGAUUGGAGAAGAUUUGAAAGAAGAUGACUCUGGCGAUGAAUAUAUUCCAAAGAAAGAGAUUGCAAAGCGUGACUCAGUGGCCAGAUCAUCAGAUGCUGCCACUUUACCUCCACCCACUCCUCCAACUCCCAUGUGCACGGAAGAUCAUGCAACCCAAACCAGCAACUGCACUGGGGAUGGUGUACUGAAAGUCCCCCUUGCCACACCAGCCCAAGGCGCUUCAGUGGAAGUUACCAACAUGGCUCUCAGAACUCGCUCGAAAAUAAACCUAAGCUCCACGUCUUUGGAAGAUAUCGAGAAAGCGUUUAUUCCUCCUGAUAUUACCACGGACAUGUACGACAUGGAGUGCGAUGAUGACGAGUGGAGGAACUUUCUCAAGGGCUUCACUGAACCUCUGGACGAAGUCACCAAGCAUACAGAGGAUGAAGAACUAGACCCCGAAUACAACAUAAUGGCAGAUGACCAAAUCAACCAAUUUGAUAAUGAGGACUUUCGCAUGGACAAAGCUGUUAAAAUAACCAAAAAAGAAGUUAAAGAACUCUAUGAAGAGCUCUUUGACUACCUCAACAGUUUAUCUGAAGAAUACGAUGGAACUAAUGGAACCAAUGAAAACAACCAGUUGUCGGAAAUAAUCGAAAAAUCCUAUCAUGCAAUGGAAAACCCCGACUUCAUUCCAGAUGCACAGCAGCAACAAGAUACUCUUCAGAAUCUAGGGACCAAUCAGAAUGCAACCGUGCUAAUAGAUAUUAAAAUCGAGCUACCCCAACUGCAGAUCAUUGAACAACAAAUGAGGCAACAUGUGCAGAUGUUGACCCAAAACUUCUUCCUUACCUACGAACACCCGGAGUAUCACAGUUACAGCAAAACACUCAAGGAAUAUCUGCUGAACUUGAAGUUUUUGGCUAAUGGCAAGAACUAUUCGAUGUUUAGCCCAGUGAAUCUGCUGCCUGCACUGGAUUUGAUAGAGAAAUGGGAAGUCUUGUGCGCGUCGAACAGCGAGACUGUGCGACAAUGUCGAGAGCAUGUUCAGCAACAGCUUCUGAAAUCAAUCCAAUACAGAAUGGGUAGAAACUGGGAAUUUAUAGCAACGUUUCCAAAACUAAUACUGGAAACAAUUUCGAACAGUGAAGUGUUCGUGUAUCCUGGAUUGCUGCCUAAAAUCCCGUUCAAGUCUCAGGAAUUUUCCAGCUAUCGAAGCAGCUUUACCGAAGCUGAAGAUCACUUGCUGGCAUUCAGUUUGGACCAGUUCAGAAAUUUCUUAGGGAAUAAUACUAGUACUAGAGAAGUAGUUUCUCAUGUGAAGGAGCUCAUAAUGCCACAUAGGGACGUGACUAAAAUCAUGCGGCACAUAAGGAAUAGGAAACACCCUCAAAGCCCGUCCAACCCUAUUCAGCAAUACCUAUUGCACAACAAACUAAGGCCUGUUGUGCAUUAUUUUUAUCCAUUGAACGAAAUCGUACCCCCCUACAAACGGUGUCCGGAAGAGCUUCCCGAGCAGUGGAGAAAUUUCAUACAUCCAGCUGGAUUGACCCCAGUUAAAGCCCCGCUUUCCGUUUACAAGAGCCUCCAUACCAAGCAGCAAUGUUUAACGCCUCAAGUGAUUCUAAUCAAUAAUUCACUGGGUGGAAGCACUGUAUUCAACAGCUCCGGUCUUUCGACGAACCCCAGUAAAUUAGUUGUGUCCAAUACGUCAAUGUAUGGAAGUCCUAUAGAGGGCAAUCAGACGGUUUGGGAAUAUUUAAGUGGACUACAACAGCAUUCGAUACAGUCUACUCCACCCUUGCAAUUCUGGUUAAACGACGUAGCGGCAUCAUCAAGCUUUGCUGCUGUAUCAAAUAGUAGCUCCCCGAGCAAGCAAAGUUCAACAAGCAAUCUAACUACGGUUGAACGCGUAGUGUCUAUAUUUCUUAGACCAAUAGCUGUGCAGAAACUCGUUGGAUUUCUGGUAAAAGCAGAUCAAGGGAAAGUCAACCAGUCUGGGCGAUUAACUACGCCAAAUCGAUCCUCCAGAAUGGCCGAUUUGGGAGCUACUCUCGAUGCUAGUGGAAAACCUCAACAGGAAAAUGAGGAGAAGAACCGUGCGAUUUCUAAUGAAACUGCCUCUCUAAUAAUUGCCUCAUCAAUAGAAGAACAGAGGAAGCCGGAAACGACAACAACCUCCACCGCUGAAGAACCCAAAAGAUUGAAAGUGGCAAGAAAUAUAGAGUUUUCCACCAUAAUGAGCAGCAGUUUCCAAAAAUCAAAUACCAGUAGUGAGGUGGAGUUUUGCAGGAAUGCUAGUGAUAUGCCCAUUUGCCAGACCUCCCAAAGUGACGAAAAUGAUGGGCCUGUUGCUAGUGGGGAUAAUUCGCAAGCAAUCGACUCUGAGAAGGACAAUCCCGAAGAUAUCAAUGAACUCUUAGUGGCCAGUACGACUCUAAAGCCUGAUAGUAAAUCUAAUGCCAAGAGAAAGGUAUCAACAGCGGAAAGGAAGAAAAACAAGCUGAGGAAGGAAUUUUUAACAAACUUAGCGAUUGCCACUCCAGAUAAUCCCGACAACGAAAGACACAAAAACGAGAUGUUUGCAGUGGCAUACUACGAUAAGCUUCGCGAGACUCUGGAAUUCGAAGACUAUCACAAAAUAAUGCGCAUUUUGAAUGAUUUUGGAGCGGGCGAUGUAAUCGAUCUUUACAACGAUGUACAGGCGAUUCUGGUGCCCAAGUAUCACGAACUUGCUGAAGAUUUCCUAUUCUUUCUUCGGCAAAAAGAAGCAGCUACAGUGGGGAAGUUAAUUCCUUGGUUGCAAAUGCAGACAAGAGUCAAGUUUCUGCGCAAACUGGAGGUUUGCUUCAAGGACCAACCAACACAGUUGAAGCGCGUCUAUAACACUCUAAUGGAGCUAUCGAAGAACGAGAGUAUCAACAUGGAAAAAAUAAAAGCCACGUUGAUACCAAUGUUAAAGGGAAGUAAAAUUUUGAUGGAUUUGCUACUGCAGGGCUUUAAAGACGAACCGCCGCCGCCAAGUUUAUUGGAGGGUCCUUACGAGACGAUUGAUAUAAACAAAGAACUGGCGCGUCCAGAUAAUGAAGAAAUGUAUGAGACGUUUGUAGUGCCGAACACUGAAGACAAAUACGGAGGCCAAAAUUGCAUCUGCCACUGCCACAGGAUUGAAGACAAUGAAUACAAGAGUAGAUUUAAACAUUGCAACUCGUGUGGUCUAAAGUUUGUCAAUGGAAAACUUUACCUAUCAGUAGGAAGAUCAUUCCAGCCGGCCACAAUAGCAUUUAAAACCAACCGGCAUAUUAAUCAUAAUGCGCGAUUAAUGAGCAAAUCCGCAACUGCUGGUUUUAGCCAUAAAAAGAAACGACCUGAUAACAGCCCUAAUAAAAUAUCGGGCUUUACUGCCAAAGAAGCUCUAGAAGAAGACACUGAAGAUGAGGAAUUGGGAAAACGGAAAAAAUCGAUAUCCAGAACCCCAAGAAAGCGCGUCAAAUUAUCUUCGCCAAAAAAAUCACCUGGACGAUGUAGCGAUUCAGCUGAAAACACAAAGCAUAGAAAGCGCACAUAUUCGAGCAGAAAAUCCAAGAAAGACGAGGGCAAAAGGCGAGACAUGGAGACUGAAAAUAGGCAUGAACAAAUGGAAGAACGAGAAGGCCAAUCGGUGGAAUUAAAAGCGGAAAAGUAUCCGGUAGUUGCAGACGUCGAUGAGAGCGAGCAUGAGGCUAGUGAAGAACAACGAGAGAAAUCGACAGAAUACUGCAUGGAUUCAUCUGGGGAAUCUUUAGAAAAAUCACUGACUCCCGAACAACACACGAUGGAAUCCGAAACAGAGUUAGACGUCGAGGAAUCUUCACAAGACAACUACGAAAGUGAUGAGUCCAGUUCUUCAACAGAAAGUACAAAAGGUUCCCAAAGCGAUAGCAAUACGAACGACGAACCUGCCUGGGGACGAGAGGAAGACACAAUUAUUCUGGAGACCAUUCAAAAGGAGGACGAUAAGGAAUACGCCCUUCAAAUUAUAUCAGAUAAACUUCCAAAUAGAACAGUCGCUCAAAUCAGGAGUCGGCUCUCAAGGCUCGUUAAUCUUUUGAUUGAAACUUUAAAAAGCAAAUAAAUAUUCAAUCAGUUGAUUCGUCUAGAAGCUCCUUCAACUUGUAAUAAACCACAAUUGUAUAUACUUUCCUGGCUGUGUUUCAAUUCCAAAUCAAAUUCAUUCCUGGGUUUCAGUCAUUUAUUGUCUCUAUUUAUCAAUCAAAAUACGUUUCGGUGUAUUUUUCCACCAUCAUCAGUUUUUAUGUGUAGCGUUGUUGCUGCUUUAAGCCUUGGCAUGCAUUUUUUGGCGAGCAAGAAAGAGCGAUGAAUUUGAUUUGGAUAAACCACAAUAAUAUUGUUGUGUAAAGUAAGAAUGUUCCUGUGAUUCAUAAUAAAGUAGAUUAAAGUCUU